CGAGGAUUUGAGUGAAAGCGCUCAGCCAGCACCUUAAGGUUAGCUCCUUCUUGUUUCUCUGUGGCCCGAGGUUAGCUAAAAACAAACAUCCAAAAUGGACGCGAUCAAGAAGAAAAUGCAGGCGAUGAAGAUCGAGAAGGAUAACGCACAGGACAAAGCCGACACCUGUGAAAACCAGGCCAAAGAGGCUAACCUCCGUGCGGACAAGAUCAUGGAGGAGGUCGCCGAACUGACCAAGCGUCUGGAGCAGGUCACCCAGGACCACGAGAAGUUCAAGACCACCCUCGAGACGGCAACCAAGGACUGCGAGGACAAGGACAAGCUGCUCACCUCCACCGAGGCCAACGUGGCCGCGCUGACCCGCAAGGUGCAGCAGGUUGAGGAGGAUCUGGAAAAGUCUGAGGAGCGCUCGUCCGCCGCCCUGUCCAAGCUGCUGGAGGCCACCCAGUCGGCUGAUGAGAACAACCGUAUGUGCAAAGUGUUGGAGAACCGUUCCCAGCAGGAUGAGGAGCGUAUGGAUCAGCUGUCCAACCAGCUGAAGGAAGCCCGUAUGCUCGCUGAAGACGCUGACACGAAGUCCGACGAAGUGUCCCGCAAGCUGGCCUUCGUUGAAGACGAGCUGGAAGUCGCUGAGGAUCGUGUCAAGUCUGGAGAGGCUAAGAUCAUGGAGCUUGAGGAAGAAUUGAAGGUCGUCGGUAACUCGCUGAAGUCUCUGGAAGUCUCGGAAGACAAGGCCAACCAGAGAGUGGAGGAGUUCAAGCGCCAGCUGAAGACCCUGACGAUCAAGCUGAAGGAGGCGGAAACGCGUGCCGAGAACGCCGAGAAGAACGUCAAGAAACUCCAGAAGGAGGUCGACAGACUAGAAGAUGAACUGGGCGUCAACAAGGACCGGUACAAGUCUCUGGCCGACGAAAUGGAUUCCACCUUCGCCGAGCUGGCUGGCUACUAAGCACGCUGGCCAAUUGGGCCGCCACUCGUUGGUCGUCGGCCGGUAGCAGCGGACCGCUCCGUUAGUUUGUCAGCGAACGUCAACAUCUCAGUGCGACCGCCAAUGCUAGGUAAAACACAUCGAGCGAUUUGUCACCGAAAUCGAAAAGCAACCGACCAACGAAAAACACCACGGAGAGAAGCUACGGCCAAGUGUGUGCCAAACAUCACAUACACACACACACACAUACACAUACACAUGAGAUCGAGACACCAUCACCGUCCUAGGGCAGGGUGCAGGGUAGAGAAGAUGCUCGUCCAACAUCGCCGGGAGCAUUGAACAUUUGAAAGGAGAAAAUUGAGCAGUCCAUCCAGAAGCAGUUUAGAAAAUUCAUCUUGUUGUUGUCGUAGUUGUUGUUGUUGUUGUUGUUAGUGGGAAGUGAGAAGUUCAUCACGUCAUUUUGCAUUAGGGUUGGGUUUGUGCAGUCGCGCCGGUGCGCCACCCUUCCGGUGUUGCCGGAACUGUGCGCGCGCCAGCGCUCGGCUAGCGGAAGCGGAGAAGUCCUAGAGCCAGGAAUCAACAACAUCAUACAUCGAGGCAUGUGAAUCUUCCACGUCUACUUUCUCUCGAUAAAUGUAUUAUUUAUAUCUUUUGAAUAAAUCUAUGAGGACGGAAAAUAAUUUUAAGUAAACAUC
Messenger RNA from Anopheles coustani, 1623 nucleotides. RefSeq names its product tropomyosin-1 (gene Tm2). The transcript is spliced from 5 exons. Gene Ontology annotation, biological process: muscle contraction; actin filament organization. Lineage: Eukaryota; Metazoa; Arthropoda; Insecta; Diptera; Culicidae. The coding region runs from base 95 to 949 and encodes 284 amino acids. Gene Ontology annotation, molecular function: actin filament binding. The record is from RefSeq and is a predicted model, not a curated record. Gene Ontology annotation, cellular component: actin filament.